CGUUCCGCUCCGGGCCACAGCGGGCGCGCGCUUCUGGCCAGCCAUGGCGUACUCGACGUUCCGCAAGGUGGCCCUGGCCUCUUGCUUGGUGCUGUGCGUGUCUCUGCUGCUGCCCAAGGUCUUCCUUUCGCGGGGCUGGAGGCAGCCGGAGUCCAGCGCUGCUCCCGCCGCACCGCCUACUCUGGUCGCCACGCCCGAGGGAAAGACCAGUCAGUUUCCUCCAACAAUGCAUCCCCAGAUGUCUCCAGAAACCAGACCACCCACCACCCAUUUCCCAAGGUCUCAUCUUGCGGAAGCAGUUGCAAAGGCCAAGGGUGGAGGCGGAGGAGGUGGCGGUGGAGGUGGAGGAGGUGGCGGCGGCAGUGGAAGAGGUCUUGUGGGACAAGUCAUCCCAAUAUAUGGAUUUGGGAUCCUUUUAUACAUAUUGUACAUUCUUUUUAAGCUUUCUUCAAAGGGGAAAACCACAACAGUUGAGCGGAAAUGUCCUCCGUCGUCAUCCGGAAACACAAACAGGAAAAUCACUGACUAUGAGCUUGCCCAACUUCAAGAUAAGCUGAGAGAGACUGAGGAAGCCAUGGAAAAAUUAAUCAAUAGAGUGGGACCCAACUGUGAAAGUCGGCCCCAAAACGUCACGACUGAUCAAGAGAAAAGGCUACUUCAGCAGCUCCGAGAAAUUACGAAGGUCAUGAAAGAAGGCAAACUCAUAGAUGGAAUCUCCCCAGAGAAAGAAGCUGAAGAGGCUCCGUAUAUGCAGGACUGGGAAGGUUAUCCAGAGGAGACCUAUCCUGUCUAUGAUAACUCUGAUUGCGUCAAGCGCAGACAGGACACAAUCCUUGUGGAUUACCCUGACAACAGCCAGCCUUCGGCUGAAGAGAUAGCAGAGAGAAUGGCGUUUGUGGACGAUGAGGAGUGUUUAUGUAGUGAAACCGUUUUGUCUGCUCUCGCUAUAGUGAACAGUGACCCUGCAGCAGCCGCCGAGACGGAGGACCAGCACGCCACGCUCAGCGACCAGAGUGGCGCUGGCCAUGACCCUGAGAAGUGCUACUGCUGCCACUUUGAAGAGGACGACCCUGCUGUGAUAGCGGAGAACGAGGGCUUCUACCCCGAGAGCUGCGGUGAAAUGGAAGAUGCCACAACCCAGGAGGAGCUGCUGCUAGAUUCCGACCUCGAAAAUGCAGCGUCCCAAGAGCAAAAUGAGGGCAAUCCAGACGAUGUGGGCAUUCUGAGGAAGCGAAACACAAAGGGCAUAGCGUUGCUGGGACACUGAGGAUCAAACACAGAAGGCUAUCUCCCCUCCUAGAAACUGGGAUAAACUGCUGCUUGCAAGACAAAGGCUUGUCUCCGUUGUUCAACACCCAGCUGCUGCAUAUCUUUUGCAUUUGCUGCUU
Lacerta agilis (Sand lizard) is the source of this 1388-nucleotide messenger RNA. It is a transcript of the gene RIC3, whose product is annotated as RIC3 acetylcholine receptor chaperone. The coding region runs from base 44 to 1267 and encodes 407 amino acids. The record is from RefSeq and is a predicted model, not a curated record. The transcript has 6 exons. Gene Ontology annotation, biological process: protein localization to cell surface; synaptic transmission, cholinergic. Lineage: Eukaryota; Metazoa; Chordata; Lepidosauria; Squamata; Lacertidae. Gene Ontology annotation, cellular component: neuronal cell body; intracellular membrane-bounded organelle; neuron projection.